AUGUCCAAUGACGGAUACUACGCCUCCUCGCGGGACGACGCGCCGCCGCCGGCCCCGCACAGCGCCACCUCGGGCUUCAACGAGCCCGUCACCCCCACUACCAUGCACUCCAUGGGCGACGCGAACGGCUUGAUGCCCCGCACGCACGUGGUUGUGCCGCCGCAGUUCGAGGGCGACGAGGACCAGACCAUGAGCGACUCGGACCGCUCCAAUUCGGCCUCGGCGCUCAAUCUCUCGCAGGCCUCGGUGAUGGACAUCGUCAAGGAAGGCAAGCGCGUCAUCGCCGCCUUCCUGCGAGAGACGCAGUGCUACGACGUCAUCAAGAACAGCGGCAAGGUCGUGGUCUUCGACGUCAAGAUCCCCAUCAACCUCGCAUUUUUCGCGCUGGUAGAGCACGAUAUCAAGUCGGUGCCGAUCUGGGACGCUGAGCAGGGCAAGUUCGUGGGCAUGUUCACGGCAACCGAUUUUGUCAAUAUCCUGCGCCACUUCUACAUCCGCGGGUCGCCCAUGAACGAGCUAGCAGAGCACAGCAUCGCUUCUUGGAGAGCAAUUCCUCGAUCCCUGUCGAUGGCACCAACACGGGAGGAGAUGGUGUCCGUCACACCAGAGCACAACCUGUACGAAGUACUUCCCGUAGUAGACCCGACCCAGAACUCGGUCUUGUCUGUCAUCACGCACAGCGGGAUUUUGGAAUACCUGGUGGCUACUUUCCGCGAGCAGCGCCGGCUGUUUGAUCAACCGAUUUUCGACCUGGGUAUUGGCGUCUACAGCGGCUUUGUGACAGUUCCAGAGGAUAUGCCGCUCAUUCGCGUGCUGCACACCCUAAUUGAGCGGAGGGUCUCGGCUGUGCCGAUAGUCGACCCGAGUGGCGUUGUUGUGAAUAUUUAUUGUGUAUCGAACGUCACCGAAUUGGUGAAGGACCGGUCACUUACCCAGUUAGACAUGCCUGUGGGAGAAAUUCUCAGGAUCCAAGCUGCUGAGGGCAACGUCGGAGAGGGCCUACAUCUGUGCUACAAGACAGACACACUGCACAUGAUUUUCGAGCGGUUCGCUGCGUGCAAGGCACACCGCUUCGUGUGUGUGGACGAGUAUUCGCGCUGCGUGGGUCUCGUAUCCCUCAGCGAUUUGUUUAAUUAUUUCCUCGAGUAG
Messenger RNA from Phytophthora sojae, 1149 nucleotides. RefSeq lists its product as hypothetical. The record is from RefSeq and is a predicted model, not a curated record. Lineage: Eukaryota; Oomycota; Peronosporomycetes; Peronosporales; Peronosporaceae. The transcript has 6 exons. Bases 1 to 1149 code for a protein of 382 amino acids.